AUGCAAUUUUAUCAGAAUAAUAAAAGUAUAUAGACAGGUACAUAAAGAUUAAUAAUAUUAAGCUACCAUAAUGAACUUUUGUUAACUUAUUAGAUUUAACAUUAAUUCAAGAUUAAUCCAUAGAUCUAUUGCAGAAAGGAUGAUAUAAAGUUCUAGCAGAUUAAAAAAUCAAAUCUGGAUAAAAAACUAGGAAAUAAGAUUUAGUAAGAAAAUUGAUGUGAUAAAAAAUCAAUUAAAAAUACAAAAAAACAAUAUUAGAUUUAAGGAGACAUCGAAAUCUUAUGAUUCAGCUAUUUAGAAAAUUAAUGAUGAAUCAAUCUCUUAUUUUUAAAAAGGUGUAAUAAAAUCUGUAUAAUUUCAUAGCUGAUUCUUUAUUUGAAAUGAAUAGAUUUGAAGAAGCGUUAGAAUAUUAUGAUAAAGCCAUUCAGAAAAAUCCUGAAAAUUCUGAGUAUUAUUUUGGUAAAGGUAUUAAGAAGCAAUUUAUAAAUUUUAGCCAAUACUUUAAAUAAUAUGAAUCGAUUUGAAGAAGCAUUAGAGUAUUAUGAUAAAUCAAUUAAGAAAGAUCCUAAAAAUUCUGAGUAUUAUUUUUGCAAAGGUAUUAAGAAAACAUUUAUAAAUUUUAGCUAAUACUUUAAAUAAUAUGAAUAGAUUUGAAGAAGCAUUAGAAUGUUAUGAUAAAGCGAUUGAAAAGGACCAAGCUAAUUCAAGAUAUUUUACAAAUAAAGGUAUCAAAUAGGAAUUAUGAAUUAUUUUAGCAAUUAAUUUAGAUGACAUGAAUAGAUAUGAGGAGGCGUUAGUAUAAUUUGAUUUUGCAAUUUAAAAAGACCCAAAAAAUUCAGAUAAUUAUUUUGCUAAAGGUAUCAAAAUACAGUUAUUAAAUUUAGCUAAAACUUUAUGUAAAAUGAAUAGAUUUGAAGAAUCAUUACAGUAUAUAGAUAAAGCAAUUAAAUAAAAUCCAGAAGAUUCAGAUUAUUAUUCUGCUAAAGGUAUUAAACAACAAUUAUAAAAUUUUAGCUCAGAUUUUAAAGAAAAUGAAUAGAUAUGAGGAGGCGUUAAAAUAAUUGGAUUUUGCAAUUUAAAAAGACCCAUAAAAUUCAGAUAAUUAUGCUAAUAAAGGUGCUCAAACUUAAAUAUUAAAUUUUAGCUAAUGCUUUACAUAGAAUGAAUAGGUUUGAAGAUGCAUUGAAAUAUUAUGAUUUUGCAAUUUAAAAAAACUCAGAAGAUCCAGAUAAUUAUGCAGGCAAAGGUAUAAAUCCAUAGUCAUUAAAAUUUUAGCUAGUGUUUUACAUGAUAUGAAUAGAUUUGAAUUAGCUUUAAUAUAAUAUGAUAUUGCUAUUUAAAAAAAUCCAGAAGAUUCAAUGAAUUAUGCUGCUAAAGGUAUUAAGAAAAUGAACAAAAUUAUAGCCAAUACUUUAAAUGAUUUAAAUAGAUUGGAAGAAGCGUUAAAAUAUUAUGAUAUUGCCAUUUACUAUGAUCCUGAAUGUUCUGAUCAUUAUGUUAAUAAAGGUAUUGAAAAAAUAUUGUUAACUAUAGUCUCUACCUUAUGUAAAAUGGGGAGAUUUGAAGAUGCAUUAAAAUAUUCUGGUGAGGCUAUUGAAAAAAAUCCAGAGAAUUCAGAGAAUUAUGCAAAUAAAGGUUUUUUAAAACGAUAAAGAUUUUUAGCUAAUGUUUUAAAUUUACUGAAUAGAGACGAAGAAGCAUUAAUAUAUUAUAAUUAAGCGAUUUAAAAAAAUCCAGAGAAUUCAAUAUACUAUGCUAAUAAAGGUUUUUCAGAUAGUUAAUAUCAUUUAGCCAAAACAUUAAAUAAAAUGAAAAAGUUAGAAGAUGCUUUGAAAAUGUUUAAUAAAGCUAUAAAAAAAAAUCCUGAAAAUCCAUAAUAUUUCUAUUGUAAAGGUAUACGAAAUGAUUAUUAUUAAAUUUUAGCUAACAAUUUAAAUGAUAUGAAUAGAUAUUCAGAAGCAUUAGAAUUUUACAAUCAUGCCAUUUAUCUAAACUCAACAAAUUCUGAUUACUAUGGUGCUAAGGGUAUUAAUAAAAGUAUUUUUCAUUUUUUUAGCUAAUAUUUUAUAAAAGUUGGAUCGUUAUGAAGAAGCAUUAGUAUAGUAUGAUUAAGCUAUAAAAAACAACCCAUUCGGCUCUCAUCAUUAUGCAAAUAAAGGUUUUAUAAUUGAUUCAUUAAAUUUUAGCUGCAGCUUUAUAGAAAUUGUAAAGAUUUGAUGAAGCUUUGUAAUUUUAUAAUUAAGCUAUUGACGGAAAUCCGGAAGUUUCAACAUAUUUUUUUAAUAAAGGUUUAAAAAUAAAAAAAUUAAAUUUUAGCUAUCACUUUACAGGAAAUGAAUAAAGAUGAAGAAGCAUUAAAAUUUUAUGAUUAGGCUAUAGAGAGAGAUUCAAAGGAUUCAAGAUAUUAUAUUAAUAAAGGUAUCCCAUAGUGAUAUUCCAAUUGUAGGUGAACUUUUACAAAAGCAAAAUAAACUUGAAUAAGCAGUAGAAUAAUACGAUUAUGCCAUUAAGUAUAAUCCUGAAAAUUCAAAAUAUUUCUUUUACAAAGGUAUUCAUUCGCAAUUAUGUUAUCUUAGCGAAUAUUCUAUCAAAAAUGAAUAGAUAAGAAGAAGCAUUAACUUUUUAUGAUUUAGCGAUUAAAUUAAACCCUUAAGAUUCAGAGAAUUAUGUUGGUAAAGGUAUUCAAAAAAAAAAUUAUACAAUUUAGCUAAUACCUUAAAUGAUAUGAAUAAAUUUGAAGAAGCAUUAAAAUAAUAUGAUUAUGCAAUUAAUAUACACCCAAAUGAUUCAAGAUAUUAUGGAAACAAAGGUCUUAAUAAUAUUAUUAAUAUUAAGCUAAUACUUUAGUUAAACUUAAUAGAUUUACAGAAGCAUUAGAAUAUUAUGAAUAGGCAAUUAAAAAUAAUCCAGAAAAUCCGAUAUACUUCUUUAAUAAAGGUAUUAAAAAAAUAAAUAAUAAAUUUAAAGCUGUUACUUUAGAUUAAAUGAAUAGAUUUGAAGAAGCAUUAGAAUAUUUUGAUUAUGCUAUUUAGAGAAAUUAAAAUGAUUCAAGUUAUUAAACAUGUAAAGGUAUAAGCAAGAAACAAAUAUAAAUUUUUUAGCAAAAGUCUUAGAAAAAAUAAAAAAAUUGUAAGAAGCCCAAUAAUAGGAGAAUAAUGUAAUUCAGAAUAACUUAAAUAAUUCAAACUAUUAAUCUAUUUAAGUAAUAUACAUUAAUAAUUUUUUUAGCUUGAAAUGAAUGAUGAGUCAUUAUAGUGA
This is a messenger RNA of Paramecium pentaurelia, 3258 nucleotides long. The record is from the annotation of a GenBank genome assembly. Lineage: Eukaryota; Ciliophora; Oligohymenophorea; Peniculida; Parameciidae.